GAAAGUUAAGUUUCAGAAGCAGGGAGGAAAGUAGGGAAACGAAAGUUAAGUUCUGCAUCUCCUGCAUAUCUUCCUGUACACAACUGGACAUUACAAAAACAUUCUACCUGAACUUGAUUGGUCGCACGGGAUGGAGCCGAGGAUGGCUUUUAUUUAGAGGUUUAAGUGGCGGCAGGUCUUACACAUUGAGCGGUUUCCCCACCCUGCAGUGGCCUGUGAGAAUCACCUGGAGGAAGAGGAGGAAGAGACGCAGCCCAGACAACGGUGAGGCAGAAAUAGAAGCAGUUCUAACCUGGGAAAUCUGUUCAGGCUCUCUUCAUUUUUUUUUUUUUUGAAUUUGAUUUUUAUUAUAACAUAUAGUGAUACAAUCGGUACAUUUUCGGUUCAUUGGUGCAAUUAUAUACAUAUAUACAUCUACAUGCAUUAUUGCUUGUCUUUUGUUGAUAUUGUUUCUUGAAGCUAGAUUUAAUUUCAAUACACUUAAAGAUAAUAGUGCUCAACUCUCUAAGACUAAAUAUAAUACUAUUCAUAUAGAUUUUGUUAAUUAGUUAAUAUUUAAUCUCUAUUACCUUCUUUAUUUCUUUCCCCCAUCCAUUCGUACCACAUGUCCCACACGCUAUAAAAUUCUGAAUCUUCUCUGUCAUUAAUUUCUGAAGUCAAUUUGUUCAUUUCGGCGCACUCCAAUAUUUUUCCAAUAACAUGUUCUUGAGGUGGUAUUUGUUUUUCUUUCCAAUACUGGGCAAAGGAAGUUCUAGCGGCUGUCAGAAUAUGUAUAAUUAAAUACUUUUUCUUUUUUGCAUAUUCAGUUUUCAAAAUUCCCAGAAGAAAAGCUUUUGGGUCGAAAUCAAAAUUUUCUUUUAUUAUUUCUCUAAUCCACACCCAUAUCAUCCUCCAGAAUUUUUGUGCCUGAUUACAUGUCCACCAGCAAUGAUAAAAAGUACCCUGCUGAUGGUCACAUUUCCAACAUUUAGGGCUCGAAUUGGGGUAGAUCUUCGCUAUCCUAGCUGGGGCCAUGUGCCAUCUAUAAAACAGCUUGUAUUGGUUUUCCUUAUAAGCCGUCGCCUUUGUCAUUUUAAGAUUAUUAUUCCAUAUUGAGUCCCAUUCGUUCAGAUUUAUAUUCUGUCCUAUAUUUUUGGCCCAUGCUAACAUCGGUUCUUUAACUACUUCCUCUGCCAUAUCGUACUCCAAUAAGUAAUUAUAUAAUUUAGCUAGAAUUUUGUCGUCCAUACCCAUCCAUAUCUUGUCGAAUCCAUUUAUGCUCAUUUCAAUGCCAAAUUCCUCCUUAUCUUUUUUAUAUCUGGAUUUAAUUUGGUUAUAUGGCCACCAGUCUAUAGAAAUACCUUGUUCCAUCAAUUCUUCCCUUGUUUUAAGGUUCCCUCCCCCAUCUAAUAAUUCAUAAUUCAACAUGGCUUCAGUACGGGAAGUGUCCAGUUUCACCGAAGACCUGCUGUGCCCCAUUUGCCUCUGCCUCUUUCGGGAGCCCCGCAUGCUAAAGUGCGGUCACAGCUUCUGCGCUUCCUGCCUGAAGCCCUGCAUCCCCAAAGGGCAAAGACGGGGCCUCUGCCCCGAAUGCCGUCGCCCCUUCACUUUACGCUGCAUAACGAUCAACCGAGCCCUCUGCAGCUUGGCCGAGAAGGCCCAGCUUCUGAAACUGGAUGAAGGGACUCAGCAGAGUGACACCGGAGGCUGGUUCUUCUGUAAGGAACACGAGGAGCCUCUCAAGCUCUUCUGCAGCCAAGAUGGGGAGCCCGUUUGCGUCAUCUGCCGGGACUUGCCUCAGCACCGGGGACAUGACUUCCUGCCCAUCAAAAAUGCGGUUCAGACUUAUCAGGAGCAGCUGAAGGCAUCUCUGGAGCCUCUUGAGGAAGGUCUCAGGUGGUUGAAAAGGAGCCAGUGCCACCAGCAGGAGAACAUUAUUGAAUUAAAGACCUGCUCCGAAUCCUUGUCUGAUCAUAUCUCUGAAGAGUUUAUGAAGAUGCACCAGCUGCUGAACGACAGAGAGCGGGCUAUAAAACAGGCCUUAGAAAACCAGCGAGAAAAGAACUUGGCUCAGAUGGAAACCAAGUUAAAGGAACUGAACUGCAAGAUGGCUUCAUGUUCAGAAACUCUGUGCCGUGUACAGGCCAGCCUUGAAUGCACGGAACACAUAAGUUUCCUUAAGGAGGCAAAAGAGUUGCUAGAGAGGGUCCGUAAGGAACAAGAAGCUCUGGAUGAACCCGAACUAGAUGCUGAACUGGUAAGAGAAGAUGGGCUGGAGACCAGCAGUGAAGACACAGAUGAGUAUGAGAAUGAGACUGAUGAAGAUUUUGAUGAGGAAGAAGAAGAGGAGGAGGAGGAAGAAGAAGAAGAGGAGAAGGAAGAGGAUGAAGAUGGAGUGGUGGCUGUAGAUUUGAACCUGGGCGAGUUUAAAGGACCUCUGCAAUUCUAUGUCUGGAAGAAGCUGCUGGGUGAGCUACAUCCAGUCCCUGCAAGCAUCAGUUUGAACUGGAACUCAGCUCAUCCCAAUUUGGUCGUUGUGGAAGAAGCCACCGGGGUCAAGUUCAGUCCUGGCCGACGAUUUUGGCGACGAAAGCUGGAGCGCUUCACCUCCACCCCGUGUGUGGUGGGACGGAAGGGCAUUACCACUGGCUGCUUCUACUGGGAGGUCGAUGUCGAGGACAGCAACAAUUGGAUAGUGGGGAUGGCCAAAAAGUCUGUGAAGCGUAAGGAGAAGCUGAACUUUCUGCCCAAGGAAGGGGUGUGGGCUAUUGAGCUGAAGGCCGGAGAGUACCAAGCUCUGAGUGAGCCCCGUACGUCCCUCUCGGUCUGCGGGGAGAUGGAAAAAGUUGGGGUUUACCUGGACUUUGAAUGGGGGCAGCUCUCUUUUUACAACAGCAGCAGCAUGACCCACCUCUACACCUUCCAAGCAUGCUUCCAUGAAGAGAUGCUCCCCUUUCUCAGCACUCGCAGCAGCUACCCCCUCUUAGUGAGGGUCCUGGAGCUGUGAGAGUUUAGCUCAUGGUGUAGCAUUGCAGAGAACAGCCUGGUGAAAAUUGAAAACAUUGAGAUGCAUUAAGUCCAUGCUAUUCCCUCUUUGCAAGCAAUCUCUCAAAGAUUCGAAACUGGUCUGACCUGACUAUUGUGGUCUAUGAUGGUUGUUCUAGGUGCAGAGACUGCUAUAAGUGUAGCUUUCAAGUUGACCUUCUAUUUCCCACAUGCUUAAUUUUCUUGACCCAUUGACCGUAGUGAGGCUAGAGGUUACCUCCGUCCACCUGUGGUGCAAGGUAUUUUACCUGCUUUCAGUGCAUUCCACUGCAGGCAAAAACAAUGAAGGCAAGCCAUACUUCCUGCCCUUGGUUGGGAAGGCCUUAGUAGAGAUGUUCAAAUAUUCCAAUACUUAGUUGUGUUUGUAUCUGUAACAAGUUAUGAUUUUCCUCAUCACCCUAUAAUGCUAUAGGGCAUUCCACAUCAAAACAACUAGAAAAACUUUCACCUUAUCACUUUCACAAAAUGUUUUAUCAAUCUGAUUUUUAUGUGGCGACAAAAAUAACUUUGUCAGGUCAACAAGUGCCAUGUCACUGGAGAUUCUCAGUCAUGCAGGUCAUGGUGGUCCCAAAGGUGGUUUUUCAAGAGACUGUUGAAAAAGUUGAGAGAGGGCGGAUACAUUUUGGAGAGAGAGGACCACUGCUCAAGAGUACUCAAAGAGGCCAUCUAUGUCAAACUUGAACAGCCCUCUCUCAACAGACCUAGGCUUACUGAGUCAUUACAAGACACAAUUAGUCCCAAACAAACCUAUUGUCAGUGUUCCAAAUUAUUGUAACAGCUGAGAAUUACGUUCAUUCCCAGAUGAGUCCCAAUUAAUUGCCAAGAAAGUCCUUCGGAAGAAGUCCUUCAGGAUAAUCACCAACCUUUAUCUUCUUUAACACCCUGCCAAAGGCCGGCCUUGGCAAAGCCCCACAAAGUUCAGAAACAAACAAGAGAUGCCGACUGGAAACAGAGUUAGCAACGUUGCUUUCCUACAAAAGGCCCAAGUGCCUUUGUUUCUCUUUUAAGCCUUAAGGGAGGGGCCAAUCAUCUCCUGGCCUUAUUCCCGAGACGUCCCUUUUGCUUUAGCUGCUCUUGCCUUCUGGCAGCUCUGUGCAUGCAUGCACACACUAGGAACAGGCUCCUCCUGUUCCACUGCCUCUCUGCUGUCCGACUCUGGGGGCUCUGGAGUCCAUGCAUCAUUCCCAGAUGGCCCUGGCCCCAUCACUGCCUCCGAUGCAGAGCCCUCAUCCGGGCAUUCCACAGACUCCACUGUCCGACUCCGCUGCCAGCUCCACAGGCUGCUGGCGGACCACAAGAAGGGAGGGAUACGACAUCCAUCUCCAAUCUACAAUGCAGUCCUUUCAGCAGUUCCAAGAAGGCUCCACAUCCAUUUGCACCACUCAGGUGACCUUGAGGACACAGACAAACCUCCAAGUGCUUCAAAGACCCUCUAAAAGAAUGCAAAUGACCAGCUGUCUGCAAGGAGUAUAAAUCCUUCCAUUCCCCUCCAUCCAGUCAGAGCUGAAGAAGCGAAAAGUCUUCAAAGAAAAAACAAAGCCUGGUUGCCUCUUGAAAAAGCACCUUUGGGACAACAAGUGCCAUGUUUUUUCUGUCCUGGAACCAAAUUAUUUUGGAGUGGCCAUUUCUUUUUAAUGUAAUGCAGCUCUCCUGCAUAGCUGUCCCAUUUGCAUAUAUAACGUAUUUGGCCUAUCUCAACUGCCUCUAUUUCUGGAUCUCAACAGAUAUUCCAGUUGUGCUUGAUAUAACAGAUGUGUUUUAAGAACAGUUCUAUAUUUUUAUGUUUCUUUCGUGUGUGCAGCACAGACCACAGAUCAUGAGUAUAUGAUGUCAUUAUAUAACAACAGAAUAUUUCUACAAAGCAACAUGUGAUAGGUUACAGGGUUUUUUUCCUGAUUAGCAGCCAGAAAGAAAGUGCAGCAUGAAAAAUUUGGCAGUCAAAGUAUGUAAUUAUAUAAUAGAUAUUUCCAAUAUAUACGAAUUGAAGCAGUAGAGUCAGGGACAUAAACAUUAAAAACUGAUAGAGAAAAAAAAACCUGGACUGCUCAGAUUUGGGUUUUCCCAGAUGUGCCAGUAUACCUAUUCUAAUAAAUGGAACUUUGAAAAAUGCCUGCCUCGGAGUUUUUACUUGGAGUUGGGGACUUUCUGGAAUGCUGACAGACAUGUUAAUCUGUUGGACCUAGAAUUGACAAGGCAUCUCCAGAUGGAAGAGUAGGAGACAAGAUCUUCCACUCAAGGAUUUUGAAGCAGUCUACUUACUGUCCAAUAUGUUUGCGUUCAACAGAAGAGUAGUUCAAGUGUUGUACGGUGAAGAUGUUACCCAGUUGGGUAAUAAAAUGCAAGGAAACAUCCAAGAUCAGGGAGCACCAAGGACUCCAGAUUUGCUUGCCUACGUUUUCCACCAGAGAAGAAGAGAAAAAAAUGCAAUCAUAAAAAGAGGAAUGGCUAUAUACUGUAAAAGGAAAGAAAUUGUGUAUUUAUAUAUUAAGUCAAAAUAAAAAUGACCAACCUGAAUUUUAGAGGUUUGCACCAAAAUGAACAGUAGAUGCUUUUCAAACAGGAAAACAUGAUAGACAAAUUAUGUGCAUAUGACAUGCUUUCACAUAUAGUAUGUAGACACAUGGAUACAGUACAUGUACAUAUCACCACCAUGAUUAUUGCAACUCUUGUAAGUUAGCUAUUCUCAUGUCCCUACGUAGACCUAUAAGAUCUGGGCCACAAAAACCCAGAUAAUAUACGAAAUAGCAGCAAAGCCCUAAGUUUUUGCCUUCCCUAAAGAUGCCUUUUUAAAGAUUUGUCCUUAUUUCCAGCAGGAACUUUAAUAAUAAAUUCCUUUGCUUUUGUGCCUGAUUUGCGAUCUUGACUUCUCUUUUAUUAUGCUUCCUGGCCCCACAGAAUUUUGGAAAGCAAUUAUGCAUAAAUGACCCAGACUUCAUCUGUUGAUCUAUCUUUCAGGAUAAUAUAAUAGCACUUAUAUAUCGCUUCAUAGUGCCUUACAGCCCACUCUAAGCAGUUUACCGAGUCAGCGUGUUGCCCCUAACAAUUUGGGUCCUCAUUUUACUGAGCUCGGAAGGAUGGAAGGCUGAAUCAACCUUGAGCCAAUCAGGGUCAAACUACUAGCAGUGAGCUGAAUUAGCCUGCAAUACUGCAUUCUAACCACUGCGCCACCACUGCUCUUAAUGCUCUGAAAAUCAAAAUGAAACCAGAAAAAUAAAGAUGGCAUUUCAAAAAGGGCAGGUUCUGGAGCAUUGGAGUGAGCCAAGGUGGCACAGUGGUUGGAAUGUAGUACUGCAGGCUAAUUCUGCUGACUGACUGACUGCAAUUUGGCAGAUUGAAUCUCGCCAGACUCAAGGUUGACUCAGCCUUUGACCCUUCCGAGGUGGGUAAAAUGAGCACCCAGAUUGUUGGGGACAAUAGGCUGGCUCUGUAGACCACUUAGAGAGGGCUGUAAAUGCCCUGUGAAGCGGUAUAUAAGUCUAGUGCUAUUGAUAUUUCAGGAGACUCAGCUGAGUGGGAGAUGGGGUUACAGCUUGGGAUGCUGCCAACUGCUCAACGAUCCCCUACCUUCUGUAAGAAGUAAUUACGCACCUCCCCUCCCCCCCAGAGAAUGAAAUAUUUUGGGGAAUAUCAAAAGAGGCAGAAUAUUAUAUUUCCCCAAAGUAGAAAUGGGGAAACGUGCUCUUAAAGGCAGAAAGUAGCCCCAGUUUUCUGCAUAGUAAGACAGCCCCCAGCAGAUGCCUGAACUCUUUAGAGAUGAUUAUUUUGUGCCCAUUCAGGAAGACUGGGCCAAUCUUUUCACAAAAACUUUAAAGUCACAGAAACCUAUUAAGAUCCAUCCACUCCUUCAGCCAAUUUGUCAGCUGUCCCAGAACUACUUGCUCUUGUUGGUUCUGCUCAUCAAUAAACAGAGUCCUUCUUUCCA
Molecule: messenger RNA, 6946 nt
Organism: Pantherophis guttatus
Lineage: Eukaryota; Metazoa; Chordata; Lepidosauria; Squamata; Colubridae
Source: RefSeq, a predicted model, not a curated record